Molecule: messenger RNA, 1461 nt
Organism: Daldinia decipiens
Lineage: Eukaryota; Fungi; Ascomycota; Sordariomycetes; Xylariales; Hypoxylaceae
Product: Ribokinase-like protein
Exons: 2
Coding region: 347-1342 (331 amino acids)
Biological process (GO): D-ribose metabolic process
Molecular function (GO): ribokinase activity
Source: RefSeq, a predicted model, not a curated record
GACGAGAAUCAAUAUUAUCCCUACUUCAGCUGAGCACCUCAAUUACCUAUAUGGCAGUAAUUUCUUUGUAUUGGUAUAUUCACAAGAAGACUUAUAAGAAUAUUAUACAUACCUACAUCUCCGCUAUUCUGACGUUGACGCCGCUGAGCCGCUGGUACGAUUUAUGAAAUACAAUGUACAUGUUUUGAAUAAUUACCUACAUAACACUGUCGAAGAACAGCUGCAAUAUCUCGGGUAGGGUAUAUCAAACAUAGGUACCUAACCUAGGUAUAACUAUAUACAGAAAUAGACCUAGUUAUUUAUCUACUAUCCUUAACUAGAUCUAAACAGAAACCCUACCCUCAAAAUGGCAACCGGCACAAGCAACAAGGGACAACUCCCAUUUAUCACGGUCCUGGGCUCUCUCAACAUGGACCUAGUCUCCUACGUCCCACACCACCCCCUUCCCGGCGAGACUCUAACAUCAACCCGCUUUGCCGUGUCCCCCGGCGGCAAAGGCGCCAACCAAGCCGUCGCCUGCGCCAAGCUCUCCCGGUCUUCAUCCCACUCUACUGCCGCCGCCGACGACCCAACGGCCACCGCCCGCGUCCGCAUGCUCGGCGCCGUAGGCCAGGAUACAUACGGCACCCAGCUGCUCUCCAACCUCUCGCGGCACGGCGUCGACGUCUCCGGCGUCGCCGCCUCCCCCGCUCUCAAGUCGGGCCUGGCCAUCAUCAUCGUCGACGAGCCGACGGGCCAGAACCGCAUCGUCUUGAGCCCCGAGGCAAACCACAGCCUCCUCUCGUCGCAGUUCUCGCAGCCCAGCUCUCUCGGGGCCCCGCUCCCGCACCUGCUGAUCAUGCAGCUUGAGAUCCCGCUCCCGACGGUGGUCGCCGCGCUGCGCGCCGCUCGCAAUGCCCACGUGCCCGUCCUGCUGAACCCGGCGCCGGCGCGGGAGUUGCCGUCCGACGCGUACGCGGGGCUCGCGCAUCUCGUCGUCAACGAGACCGAAGCCUCGAUUCUAGGCGGCGUGCCUGAGUCCGACCUCGACACCGAGGCGGGGCUCGAGGCCGUCGGACGGACGUUCCUAUCGCGCGGCGUGCUGAAUGUCGUCGUGACGCUCGGUGGGCGCGGCGUGUUUUACAUAAGCGCCGAUGGCCAGAAGGGUCUCGUACCUGCUGAGAAGGCCAAAGUCGUAGAUACUACUGCGGCAGGGGAUACGUUUGUGGGACAGUAUGCGCUCGAGGUGGUGUCCGGGAGCUUCAGCAUAGCCGACGCGGUGAAGAAGUCGAAUCGCGCGGCUGCGAAGACGGUAGAAAGACUGGGAGCGCAGGACUCAAUACCUUGGCGUGACGAGUUAUGAAAAGAUUAGAAUAUAUAUAUACACUAUGAAGACUUGAGAGGGAUAAAACGAAGUAGAAAGUAGGUAGUCACUUCGAAUUCUAUAGAGCAAGAAGCCUUGUCCAACUAGACUAUCCAAAA